UGGAGGGGGUUCUAGGGUCUGGAGGAGGGGAGGGGGGUGCGGUGUUGCAGGCAUGUGGCCGGGAGGGUGGGAGCGUCAGUGGCCUCGGUGGGCUUCCUGGCUGCACGGCUGGACCCGGCCGGCCCUCGCCCUCACCCCGCUCCUCCAGGACCCGCAACAAGGACCCCCCCAGUCCCUGCUGUUCGUGGUGCUGGUGGCUGCCGCCUGCCUGGGCCUGAACUUGAUCUUCCUCGUGAUCUACCUGAGCUGCCUGUGCUGCCGCCGGCAGCCGGACCGGGCCGCGGACACCAAGCGGCCCGACUCCUGCUGCGUCACCUGGUCCGCCGUGGUGGCCGGCCUCCUCUGCUGCGCGGCGGUGGGGGUCGGAUUCUACGGGAACAGCGAGACCAACGAUGGGGUGUACCAGCUGAUCUACUCUCUAGAAAAUGCCAACCACACCCUCUCCGGGAUGGACACCCUGGUGGAGGUCACCACCCUGAAGAUGAAAGUGGGCCUGGAGCAGCACCUCGCCCGCCUCAACGAGAUCUUUGCCGCCCGCGGCGACUACGUGCAGAAUCUCAGGUUCAUGCAGCAGAUGGCGGGGAACGUAGUUGUGCAGCUCUCCGGGCUGCCCGUCUGGCAGCAAGUCAGUGCCCAGCUGACCGAGUUGGUCAGCGAGACCAGCUAUGUGGAGUACUACAGGUGGCUGUCUUACCUCCUGCUCUUCAUCCUGGACCUGGUGACCUGCUUUGUGGCUUGCCUAGGGUUGGCUAAGCGCUCCAAAUGUCUCAUGGUCAUGACGCUCUGCUGUGGAUUUCUGACACUGGUGCUCAGCUGGGCUUCUCUGGCGGCUGCCUUGGCCGCCGCGGUGGGCACCAGUGAUUUCUGUGUGGCCCCCGACCAGUUCAUCUUGAAUGCUACUGAGGGUCAAGUCAGCUCAGAGGUGGUCCGUUACUACCUGCACUGCAGCCAGAGUCUGAGCAGCCCUUUUCAGCAGGCCCUCACCAUCUUCCAGCGUUCGCUGACCACGAUGCAGAUCCAGGCGCAAGGGCUGUGGCAGUUUGCUGUGCCUGUGUUCCCCACGGCGGAGAACGAUCUGCUGGGGGUUCAGCUCAUGCUAAACUCAUCGGAGUCCAGUCUUCACCAGCUGACUGCCAUGUUGGAUUGCAGGGGGCUGCACAAGGACUAUUUGGACGCGCUGACUGGCAUCUGCUACGACGGGUUGGAGGGGCUUCUAUACCUCAUGUUGUUCUCCCUCCUGGCCGUGGCAGCCUUCUCCACCAUGAUCUGCGCUGUGCCUCGGGGCUGGAAGCAGCUGGUCGUCAGAGAGCGGGACUACGACGACAUCGAUGAGGACGACCCCUUCAACCCCCAGGCCCGCCGCCUGGCCGGGCACCAGCUCCCACGCGGGCACCUCCGCAGCUUCUGCAGCUACAGCAGCAGCCUGGGCAGCCAGACCAGCCUUCAGCCACCCGCACAGACCGUCUCCAACGCCCCCGUCUCCGAGUACAUGAACCAGGCCGCGCUCUUUGGCGGAAACCCACGCUACGAAAACGUCCCGCUGAUCGGGAGAGGCUCCCCACCCCCUACGGUACAUUGGCCUGCAAAGUCUCCAUCCGGUAUUCUCCCAGCAUGAGGGCCACGUACCUCUCCGUCACGGACGACCACUUGAGGCCUUAUGGGAAUGAAUUUCCAGCCUAACAGUCUUCCACUGGGUCCUUCCUCCUCUUUUAUUUUCAUUUGUCUUUUAAACUGAAAAGCCACGCUGCGUUUCUUUAAUAGAAACCAAAGGAAAUGGGGGGCGGGGUGGGGGGUGGGGGAGAAACUGCAUGGACUUCAGGAACGGAACGGCGUCUUGCCAGGAGAAAGCAGGAAUAGAAACAGCCUGACGUGUCCAGAUGCUGGAUUGAUGGGGGAUGGGAGAGCAGGAAAUUGAACGGAGGAAAUCCCAAAGGAAUUAACACGAGCUGUCCAGAGCGGAGGAGGCUUUCCAACUCCUCGGAAUCCGGCAUCUUUCAAGGGCUGCUUCUCUGAUUCGGUCUUCCUCUCCCGGAAACGGGCCGGGGGAUGGAAAGGAGUGGAGGUGCCGCUUAGAAAUCAAGUCUCGGAACUCAAUUCCCUCUCCCCCAGCAGCUUUCCAUAACUAUCGCCCCCUCUUCCUCCCAUCAGCCUUUGGUCUCCUAGGAUGGAGGCCGAGGGUGAUUGGGGAAUAUGCGGGUUUCUGGGGGAGGCCCUACCACUCCCAGGACCAGCUGGGGAGGUGUUUCCUCCUUGGGCUGGUCACCAACUGCUUUUGACAAGCUAACUGGACUCUUAACUUCUUCUUUCGCCUCUGUACCGUUAGGCGACCCUUCUGCCUGCCUAACCGCAGGAGGAUGGGAAGGGAGGUUUGUGGGUGGGGGGUAUUUUUUAGGGAGAAGUGUGUGAAUUACCAGACCAUACACUGUUCAUGAAGACUUAGUGGCCUCAACUACUCUGUGGCUCUGAAUUCUAACAUGUUGGGAAGGGAGCGUGAUGGGGGAGAUCUGGGAGGGGAUGGCUAUGGGGGAAUCACAUGCAGAGGGGUGGCAGCCCCCACAAGAUCAGGCGUUCCUGGGGUCUCCCUGCUCCACUUGGGUUUCCACAGAGCUCCGGCCCCACCCACCCCACCUCCCCAUGCUCCGAGGUCGGACACUCUGUGAUUCGUCAGCCACGACUGGGGAGCGUCUCAGGUAUUAACACAGGCUCGGAAAACGAGUUUUGUUUUUUCCAGUAACCCGUUGCUUUUUUUUUUUUUUCCAGUCAGCCAACCCAAAGAACACGCUAAGCUCUUCCCGUGUGUUUUUAGACACGGGGUCUUGCGUUUCAGUUCUAACACCCGUGAUUUUUAUAUCAGUAUUUUGUAGACUGUGUAUUACUCUUGGCACUGAUUAGCUUGUCUGAGUUAUGGGGUGUUUUUCCUUCUUUUUUAAUAAUAAAAUAAAGAUGAAAACUAUGUGAGACGCCCCAUAACGUUGCAGGGGGGGGAAGCCUCACCCGUCAGCUCUUUCCCCUCUCCAAGAUGGCAGCUACCAGAGAUUCCAAAACUUGUAUUUUGACAUUUUCUAUCCAGGCAAGACUUGACCCCUUUCCUCUCCAAGGGAGGAUGGGAAAUUGUUGCCAACUACCGUGGCUUACAUUCUAAUAACCGAGGUCUUCCUGCUGCCAGAAUUUGGUCUCUGGUCAGGAGAAAUACCGACAUAUAUCCUUCCUCUCUUCCCCAGGGACUGAGUGUGGGUUAGGGUCUAUGGUGCUCCUACGCCCCUGCCAAGCCAAAACUCACGGUCCGUUUCCGAUGUGGGUUGGGGUCACUUGCUCUUUCUGGGGAGCUGACAGAAGUGGGAAACCCCUAGAAUGAACCAACCUGUCUCCAGGGAGAUGGAGCUCAGACAUCAGGACUCACCAUGCCUAUCGCCGGUAUUAACCUGUACAUAUCACCUACGAUGAAAAAACCCUGUGUCAAGGGCAACUGGGAAUUGUCACGGGGUCCAACUUUUGCUUCUUAACGUUUCGUAGUUGCGACUAGGAGAGAUGUUUUUAACGCAUGUGAACUAAAAGUUCUCUUUGGCUUCUGGACGGUCUUGAGGGCAGAGUUAGAGGAAAAACCCGGCUUGAUUUGUCUGUGCCCUUCUAAGAUGGAGAAAUAAAGAAAAAACCUGUACUAAA
Messenger RNA from Ornithorhynchus anatinus (platypus), 3663 nucleotides. It is a transcript of the gene TTYH2, whose product is annotated as tweety family member 2. Bases 53 to 1615 code for a protein of 520 amino acids. Gene Ontology annotation, cellular component: plasma membrane. Gene Ontology annotation, molecular function: intracellularly calcium-gated chloride channel activity; volume-sensitive chloride channel activity. The transcript is spliced from 14 exons. Lineage: Eukaryota; Metazoa; Chordata; Mammalia; Monotremata; Ornithorhynchidae. The record is from RefSeq and is a predicted model, not a curated record.